Caenorhabditis briggsae is the source of this 2871-nucleotide messenger RNA. RefSeq names its product Protein CBR-LIN-35 (gene Cbr-lin-35). Gene Ontology annotation, cellular component: transcription regulator complex; nucleus; chromatin. The record is from RefSeq and is a predicted model, not a curated record. Bases 1 to 2871 code for a protein of 956 amino acids. The transcript is spliced from 10 exons. NCBI's taxonomy places the organism in Eukaryota, Metazoa, Nematoda, Chromadorea, Rhabditida, Rhabditidae. Gene Ontology annotation, molecular function: RNA polymerase II transcription regulatory region sequence-specific DNA binding. Gene Ontology annotation, biological process: negative regulation of G1/S transition of mitotic cell cycle; regulation of transcription by RNA polymerase II; cell differentiation.
AUGCCCAAACGCGCAACCGAUGAUCCCGGAACGUCGUCGACAAACCCCGACUCCGAACAUAGCCCAUAUGAGGAUCUCACUGAAUCAUCACAAUUCUCUUCUCCUUCUGGCGAACCGGCUCCGAAACGGAUGGAUAUCGACAUUAAGGAAGAACUCAACGAGAGUAAUCCUGAACCUAAUGCGGCUUUGAAUCCAGCGAAUAUCAAGUUGGAGUCUGAUAACCGAGAAGAAGGAGAGGAGGACGAAGAGGAAGAAGAUGGAAACUCUCAAUCACCUAUAGCUGUGCUGGAAGACGAUGAAGAAGAUGAAGAUGAUGCUGACAGUGUGAUUGACAAGACUAAUACACCGGAACCUUCUGAUUCCUUUUUGGAAUGCUGUACCAAAGCAAAUCUUCCAAGUGAAAUUACUGUAGCUUCAUGGGAAAUAUAUUAUCAUGCAGUUCAACGAGUAUCCCUUGAGGUAAGUGGAAAAAAGUGUUUUCAGGGUUCGGAGGCGGCAUGGCAGCUCUCGGCUAUCUACUACUAUCUGCUCUCGAAAGGUAUAAAACGUCGUGGAAAAGCGAGCCGACUUCUCACUCAACCAUUCCCAAUAUCGAUACUCACUAUUGCUAAUACUUUCGAUGUUUCCGUUGCGGAGCUUAUUGACAAGACGACCCGGUUUGCGGAAAUCAUUCAUUCGAGGAAGAUGCGUCGGUAUUUGGAAUACAUUCGAAGGCUACAGGAAGGACUCGCUGUGACUUGUGUGAUUUUCAAAAAGUUCUGUAGAGUGUUCAACGGAAUCUUCGAAGAGGUCAAAGAGAGCACUCACAACUGUCCCUCGUCUUAUGAGCUGUUCACGAUCCUAUGGACUUAUUUUCUUGUGAUGAAAAGCCGAUUACCUACAGACGACUUGAUUAAUAACUACCAGCUUCUUUUCUCUAUGAUAGAUCAUCUCUACACAGAAAUGAGCUCACUUCAAGAUGGAAUCGUCUACCAUCUCAAUCAGGAAUUCGUUGGAAAUCUUAUCGAUAAGGACUGUACUAUUCUUCGGGCUCUGUGUACAAAUUUCGGUGGUAGCGUUCUAGACACGAGACAUUUCUACCAACAUACAUAUAAGAAAAUGGACAAGACGGGAUUGCCUACUUCGUGGGAUUUUGCAGAGUUCCGAGACGAGAUCUUAAACGCACCGAAAGAUGCCUAUGUCAGUUAUCUCUUGCAACGCGGAAGUAUCGAUGAAAGAGUCUUUAUUCCCUCUCCAGAAGACUUUUCCAUGGUAUUCAAAGAUCAAUUUGUAGCAGCCAAUGUUUUGAAAAUCUCACAUACGGGAAGGUUGUUUGUGGAUGCCGAAUUUUUGAAUACCAUCUCGAACAACCAAUGUCUGGAGAAGUUAUCACAUGGUAAAGCGGGCCUGGAGAAGCUGUCCCAAGGACGAGAAAAACCGAAAGUGCCGUGUGUAGAGUACAAUCUAGAGUUGGGACAAUAUCCAGAAGACGAUGUAUCCAAUCAGGCACACGAACGACUUGUUAGAAUAAUUGGUGGCUGGAAGCUGGAAAGAUCGAAACUCAAAGAAAUGUGCGAACGAAUGUCUGACAGUCCGAUGGCAACAAUUCUGUUGAAAUCCGAUGAGCUAACAUCUGAAUUCGAGCGGACAUUGUUUGAGGAACGCGGAGAAUCAUCUCAAAUGACAUUCAUGACUAAUUUCCAUCUUGAUCUUCGAAAAGAGUUGGAGAAGGUGUUUUUGAUUUUUAUGGAAAAAAUAAUUGUAGCGGAGGUGGCGAAAAAAGUUCGCGAAGAAGACCUUGUGAAUGUUGUCCGCCGUGAAGAGUUUCUCAAUUCGGUUUUCUGCUUCUGCGUUGAGCUUGUUCUAUUUUCCAAUGGUUACGAUCGACCCUUUCCAUGGAGUGCUGAUGUAUGCAAUUGUCAUCCAUUUAUGUUCCACAAAGUUAUCGACCUAAUGAUAAGUCAUGAGAAGCGUCUCAGUCGGCAAAUGGUUCAACACUUCAGUCGAAUAGAAGAGAAUGUGAUCGAAUACUAUGCAUGGAAGAGUGAUAGCCCGCUGUGGCAAAUGGUAGUUCGAUGCCCAUUCGCAAACUUCCAGGAAUUCGGAGAAGACUGGGCAGAUAAAUUGAAUACCUAUUCACCCAUGAAGUUCACUCCAUUAAAAAAGUCGUCCGAUGAACUACGAGACGAGCUUGGACGCCCGAUUGUUCCCCAAAAUCAAACUUCCAGAACUCUCCGAAUUUUCCUGAAAAGAACAUACUUCACAGCUGCUCGAAGACUUCAGGAGUUAACAGAUCGUAUAGCGAUGGCUACACGUCCCAAAUCACAAUGCUGGUCCGUCUUCGACUAUCUUUUACGCAAUGACACUCUUAUAUUCAUGGAUCGCCACCUUGAUCAAAUAAUUCUAUGCUGCGUUUUUGUUAUAAUGAGAAUGCACGGUUCCUCGAUUACUUUCCACGAAAUCAUGGGGCAGUAUCGGAGACAGUCGAGCAGUGCCAUGUAUGUCUAUCGCAAUGUUUCUGUAUUCCGUGAUCAGGUGGAUGAAGACAAUCCUGUCCCAGUCAACUUGAAGGAAACCAUUUCGGAACGUCUUGAAGCGCCACCAAAGUCCAAAACAACAGUCGAUGUCAUCAAAUACUACAAUAUUGAGUUUCUGGAACGUAUAAAGCAUAUAGUGAAACAAAUUGACACUGCUCUGGAUGAGGAUUUGAUGGAAAUGCCAAUACCAACAUCGCAUGGAUUAGCUCCAGUUCGAGUUUAUCUAACCCAAAACGUUUCAAUCCAAGUGCUGCCGCGGACACAGUACAAAGAGUCGAGGCAGGAGAGAGCUAUAUCCCAUCUUGAAAGAAACGGGCGAACCCUUGAAAAUGCUCUUAGCAACGCUAAUGAAUAG